This is a messenger RNA of Oncorhynchus mykiss (rainbow trout), 5710 nucleotides long. RefSeq names its product peptidase inhibitor 15-A. NCBI's taxonomy places the organism in Eukaryota, Metazoa, Chordata, Actinopteri, Salmoniformes, Salmonidae. The record is from RefSeq and is a predicted model, not a curated record.
AUGUUUCUUUAGCCAGUUUCUCAUCAUAUAGUCUCUGUUGCCUGAUGACCUCAGUAAAACCCACCUCCCUUCCCAAACCUCUAUCUGACCUGAAUUACGAGAUUAUGUGGCUAUCUCAUCGCGUAUUUUCUUCUUCACUUUGUCCAGCUGCGCAAAUUUAAAGCAGAUGUUUGUGAUUAAGUUGAAGCAAGCGCUCUCUGCCAGGAAGGUGAUACAACAUAACAUCUCUCUCCAAAUGAUGUUUUUGUUUUCAGGUGAAAGGGAGGGGACUCAGUCAGCACACCUUCGGACCGGCGUACUUCCUGCAUCUACCGCUGUGAUAUAUAAAAACCCGGCGCGCAGAACGGCAGCCGAAGUCCUCGUAUAGUUUGACUAGUCUAGGCUACUGCUUGAACUGAGCAUCAUCUCUCUCUCUCUCUCUAUCCCUCCUGUCUACUAUUCUAACUGGAAGGUUGGAAGAGUGUCGCCUGGCAACGCAGGUACAAGAUACGGCUGAAAAGGAGAAGAUUAAAUCCAGACUUCACAUACAGCAUUUGAGAAAUCUGAAAAAAAAGCAAACAUGAAUGCUCCGCACUUUUCCAUAGACUUGCUGCUGCUGUGCAUAUCUUGCGGAGCAAGUGUAUUGGCAGCCAACUCUCCCACCGUGUCCUCGACGCUGCCAGCCACCAAUUUCACCGACCUUGGCUCAGCGUUCAGCUAUGGGGAAGCAGACAGCAAGAAUAUUAUUCUGACCAGGAAGAAGCGUUAUAUUUCCCAAAACGACAUGCUUGUCAUUCUUGAUUAUCACAAUAAAGUAAGAGGGAAAGUUUUCCCUCCGGCGUCCAAUAUGGAGUACAUGACGUGGGACGAGACCCUGUCUAAAUCAGCUGAGGACUGGGCCCACUCGUGUCUGUGGGAGCACGGACCUCGACACCUCCUCAGGUUCCUGGGCCAGAACCUCUCUGUCAGGACCGGACGCUACCGCUCCAUUCUCCAGUUGGUGAAGCCCUGGCAUGAUGAAGUGAAGGACUAUGUGUUCCCUUACCCCCGGGACUGCAACCCCAGAUGCCCCCUUAAAUGCUACGGACCCAUGUGUACACAUUAUACACAGAUGGUUUGGGCCACAACAAACAAAGUCGGCUGUGCUAUACACACCUGUCACAAUAUGAACGUGUGGGGGAACGUGUGGAAACGGACUACAUUCUUAGUGUGUAACUAUUCAUCUAAAGGGAACUGGAUCGGAGAGGCACCCUACAAAGUAGGCGUCCCGUGCUCCGCCUGUCCCCCGAGCUACGGAGGCUCCUGUUCCAACAACAUGUGCUUCCCAGCCCUCAACACAAACUAUCUGCAGUGGUUCAAAUAGAGCCAGGAGUCCCUGUCCUGACUAAGGCUGCGUCCCAAAUCACACCUUAUUCCCUAUUGCCAUUUGGUGCUAACACGCUGACCCCCGACCCCAACACAGAGACUUUCCCCCUUGAAGGAUUUGCACAACAUUCGUGGAAAACACACUUAUUUAAGAUUAAAGCAUACAUUUAUAAUAAUGUGUACAUAGAAUUCAUGUUUUUUAUUUGACAUAUUCUUUUUUUUUUUUAAUGAUUAUCAUUUGAUGAAUUAGAUUGAUUGAUUGAUACAGUCGGAUGAUAAUUUAUCUUGUGCAGUAUGUUUCCUGACAGUGUUACAGUGUAAUGGGUUUACCAUUGGUCACAUGUACCCAUAGAAUGUGGACACGCAUGGAUGUGCCUCACGAUGGGUCAAAUGGAUACAAGUUAUUGACAUUCCAACGCUAACGGUAGCAAGCAAAAAUCAUUUUUACAAGUGAUGGUUAACUAACUUUUACAGGUUUUUUUUCGCUCGCUUAGCUAAUCAUUUUGGCUAACUGUGGAGAGAACAUUAUUCACUUAUGUGCCGUUAAUUAGGGCUCGAUUCAAUCUGUACCAAUUCUAUGGUGUAAUAGACAUUUAAAGGCAAUGUGAGCGGAGUUUAUUUUUUUAAACUAGGCAAGUCUGUUAAGAACAAAUUCUUAUUUUCGAUGACGGCCUAGGAACAGUGGGUUAACUGCCUGUUCAGGGGCAGAAUGACAGAUUUGUACCUUGUCAGCUCGGGGGUUUGAACUGGCAACCUUCUGGUUACUAGUACCAACGCUCUAACCACAAGGCUAGCCUGCCGCCCCGGAGCCACGGUAAACACUGCCUAUGUCGGCUCAAUCAGAAAUUAUCUUUAAAUUUCAAUCGCCAAUUUAGUGAUUUAGUGAUUCAGAUUGAAUCGACCCCUUAGCCACCGCAAAUCUCUCUUAGCUAGGAAACGCAACGCUGUGUCCUAAACUGCAAGGUGUCUCCAGCGAUGCUUCCUUUUUUGUCUGUUACAGUGUGCUGCGUUGUAACACACCUUGCAAUGAAUCCCAGCAUGUGUCAAUGGUGCUGAAGGCAUUACACACAAUGUGUAGGUUAUGCCUUGUCAUGGUCAGAAGAACAUAGCCUCAGGUCUCAGACCUCAACUAACAUGAAGCACUCAACCACUAGGCUACCAAGCCACAUAGCAACUGAAGCUAACCCAACAGCCUAAAAAGCCACAUAGCAACUACAGCUAACCCAACAGCCUACCAAGCCACAUAGCAACUACAGCUAACCCAACAGCCUACCAAACCACAUAGCAACUACAGCUAACCCCACCAGUAGGUUACCAAACCACAUAGCAGCUACAGCUAACCCAACAGACUACCAAACCACAUAGCAACUACAGCUAACCCAACAGCCUACCAAGCCACAUAGCAACUACAGCUAACCCAACAGCCUACCAAGCCACAUAGCAAGUACAGCUAGCCCAACAGUCUACCAAGCCACAUAGCAACUACAGCUAACCCCACCAGUAGGUUACCAAACCACAAAGCUCAGCCAGUAGACUACCAAACCACAUAGCAACUACAGCUAACCCAACCAGUAGGUUACCAAGCCUCAUAGCAACUACAGCUAACCCAACCAGUAGGUUACCAAACCACAUAGCAACUACAGCUAACCCAACAGCCUACCAAACCACAUAGCAACUACAGCUAACCCAACAGCCUACCAAACCACAUAGCAACUACAGCUAACCCAACACCCUACCAAGCCACAUAGCAACUGAAGCUAACCCAACCAGUAGGUUACCAAACCACAUAGCAACUACAGCUAACCCAACAGCCUACCAAACCACAUAGCAACUACAGCUAACCCAACAGCCUACCAAGCCACAUAGCAACUACAGCUAACCCAACAGCCUACCAAACCACAUAGCAACUACAGCUAACCCUACAGCCUACAAAGCCACAUAGCAACUGAAGCUAACACAACAGCCUAAAAAGCCACAUAGCAACUGAAGCUAACCCAACAGCCUACCAAGCCACAUAGCAACUGAAGCUAACACAACAGCCUAAAAAGCCACAUAGCAACUAUAGCUAACCCAACAUCCUACCAAGCCACAUAGCAACUACAGCUAACCCAACAGCCUACCAAGCCACAUAGCAACUACAGCUAACCCAACCAGUAGGUUACCAAGCCUCAUAGCAACUACAGCUAACCCAACCAGUAGGUUACCAAACCACAUAGCAACUACAGCUAACCCAACAGCCUACCAAACCACAUAGCAACUACAGCUAACCCAACAGCCUACCAAACCACAUAGCAACUACAGCUAACCCAACAGAAUACCAAACCACAUAGCAACUACAGCUAACCCAACAGCCUAACAAACCACACAGCAACUACAGCUAACCCAACAGCCUACCAAAACACAUAGCAACUACAGCUAACCCAACAGCCUAACAAACCACACAGCAACUACAGCUAACCCAACAGAAUACCAAACCACAUAGCAACUACAGCUAACCCAACAGCCUAACAAACCACACAGCAACUACAGCUAACCCCACCAGGAGGUUACCAAACCACAUAGCAACUACAGCUAACCCAACAGCCUAACAAACCACACAGCAACUACAGCUAACCCCACCAGUAGGUUACCAAACCACAUAGCAGCUACAGCUAAUCCAACAGCCUACCAAACCACAUAGCAACUACAGCUAACCCCACCAGUAGGUUACCAAACCACAAAGCUCAGCCAGUAGACUACCAAACCAAAUAGCAACUACAGCUAACCCCACCAGUAGGUUACCAAACCACAUAGCUCAGCCAGUAGACUACCAAACCACAUAGCUCAACCAGUAGGUUACCAAACCACAUAGCUCAGCCAGUAGACUACCAAACCACAUAGCUCAGCCAGUAGACUACCAAACCACAUAGCUCAGCCAGUAGACUACCAAACCACAUAGCUCAGCCAGUAGACUACCAAACCACAUAGCUCAGCCAGUAGACUACCAAACCACAUAGCUCAGCCAGUAGGUUACCAAACCACAUAGCUCAGCCAGUAGACUACCAAACCACAUAGCUCAGCCAGUAGACUACCAAACCACAUAGCUCAGCCAGUAGACUACCAAACCACAUUGCUCAGCUAGUAGACUACCAAACCACAUAGCUCAGCCAGUAGACUACCAAACCACAUAGCUCAGCCAGUAGGUUACCAAACCACAUAGCUCAGCCAGUAGACUACCAAACCACAUAGCUCAGCCAGUAGACUACCAAACCACAUAGCUCAGCCAGUAGACUACCAAACCACAUAGCUCAGCCAGUAGACUACCAAACCACAUUGCUCAGCCAGUAGACUACCAAACCACAUUACAAUUGCAGCAAAUGGCAUUUCCAUCCAUAUCCUGAAGCUAAUUGACUAAAGUGAUGUUUCCCACAGGGAGGGCUGUACUUACUGUACAGGGGAGAGUCCACCACAGAAUGGCCUGUAUAUGUGAUGAGCUCUAUUGGGAACGACUGGCCUCCUGUUUCUGUGGAUGACACAAUUGCAGAUGUAACACUUGACCAACAUGACAUUGAUGUGACAUUCAGUUCUGGUAGCUGUAGGACAGGUUAGAUACUGGAAGCUGUAGGACAGAUUCAGUACUGGUUGCUAGAGGACAGGUUAGGUACUGGUAGCUGUAGGACAGAUACAGUACUGGUUGCUAUAGGACAGGUUAGGUACUCGUAGCUGUAGGACAGGUUCAGUUCUUGUUGCUAGAGGACAGGUUCAGUUCUUGUUGCUAGAGGACAGGUUCAGUUCUGGUUGAUGUAGGACAGAUUCAGUACUGGUAGCUGUAGGACAGAUUCAGUACUGGUUGCCAGAGGACAGGUUAGGUACUGGUAGCUGUAGGACAGAUUCAGUACUGGUUGCUAGAGGACAGGUUAGGUACUGGUAGCUGUAGGACAGAUUCAGUACUGGUUGCUAUAGGACAGGUUAGGUACUGGUAGCUGUAGGACAGGUUCAGUACUGGUUGCUAUAGGACAGGUAAAAUACUGUUUGUGUUGCUUGUUGUUUGUCUGUUAACAUGACUCGGAGCAUACAGAAGGCUCAGUGGAAAGUGUAUACCAUGGGGCAGAUGGACAGUAUUGCAUUGAAAGGAUCCAGGUAUGUCCUUACAGCAUGUGUUUUGGUCGAUGGCUUUGAUUCUGUUGUUGUGUCAUGUUGUAUAAUGUAUCACUGAGCUGUUUUCAGUUCUUAGAUGGAAAAUCACUCCAUAGAACCUCAUACCCAGAAAAUCAAUAUCCUCAUACUACAUUCAUACUGUUGCUAAGUUAUAUUCCAGAAAUAUUUAAUUAAAGGAUGUUUUUUUUUUAUUAUUGUUUUGUAAAAUAAACUUUCUAUAAAUGUGGAA